AUGCUCCCGCAGCUCUGGGCUUGGUGGCUUUUCCCGCUGUUCCUGGCCCGCCGCGCCCAGCCGACCCAGCAGGUGAAGGUGAGUAUGGAUUGCUACAAAGGGGUGACAGGCACCAUCUAUGAGUACGGAGCCCUCACCCUCAAUGAAGAGGAGUACAUUCAGUUCAAGCGGUAUGCGGGCAAGCACGUCCUCUUUGUCAACGUGGCCACCUACUGAGGCCUGACAGCUCAGUAUCCUGAACUGAAUGCAUUGCAGGACGAGCUGAAGCCUUCUGGUGUCGUCGUGCUGGGCUUUCCCUGCAACCAGUUUGGAAAACAAGAACCGGGGAAGAACUCAGAGAUCCUUUCUGGGCUCAAGCAUGUGCGUCCAGGUGGUGGCUUUGUCCCCAAUUUUCAGCUCUUUGAGAAAGGGGAUGUGAAUGGAGAAAAAGAACAGAAGGUCUUUACCUUCCUGAAGAACUCCUGCCCUCCAACCUCUGAUCUUUUGGGCUCAGCAAGCCAACUCUUCUGGGAGCCCAUGAAGGUCCAUGACAUCCGUUGGAACUUUGAGAAGUUCCUGGUGGGGCCUGAUGGAGUCCCUGUCAUGCGCUGGUUCCACAAGGCUCCCGUCAGCACGGUCAAGUCAGACAUCCUGGAGUACCUGAAACAGUUCAAAACCGAGUAGAAAGGGCCAGAGACCGUCAGAAGUGGCUACCUGCCUCCCACCUAAAGAACAUGCUUAACACUGGAUCCAUCUUUGCUCCACGUUCCUUCCCACCCAGUGUCCCUAUAACCAAACCAUCCUGUAUCACCCAAGUGUGUACAUACAUUCAUGAGUGUGUUUGAAAACAAGGGAAAGAACACCUUUGUCCCCAACUCUCUGCUCCCAAAAUUUCAAGUUUUUUCCACUCCAUCCCAAAGGAAAUAAAUGAUUCAGACGACCCAAUGUCCCUAAAAAGGCAGUGCCCAGAAGUUCUGACCUCUGUCCUUUCUCCAUCCUGAAGGUUUAAAGAAGCAGAAACUGGACGACUCUCAAGAUCCCCUUUGUAGCCUUUCUCUCUUCCAAGAUAAACCUGCGUUGUUAAGCUCUUCCUCUCCCAAAUGCAAUCUUCGCUCCCCCUGACGCCCUGUAGUUCUCUUUCUUACAGGAUCUCUGAAGGCUGACCUCACAUGAAAGGAGGGGCAUCUCCAUGAUGGUGGGUCCC
Mirounga angustirostris (Northern elephant seal) is the source of this 1183-nucleotide messenger RNA. RefSeq names its product glutathione peroxidase 6 (gene GPX6). NCBI's taxonomy places the organism in Eukaryota, Metazoa, Chordata, Mammalia, Carnivora, Phocidae. The transcript is spliced from 5 exons. Gene Ontology annotation, molecular function: glutathione peroxidase activity. The record is from RefSeq and is a predicted model, not a curated record. Gene Ontology annotation, biological process: response to oxidative stress.